Paraglomus occultum is the source of this 438-nucleotide messenger RNA. NCBI's taxonomy places the organism in Eukaryota, Fungi, Glomeromycota, Glomeromycetes, Paraglomerales, Paraglomeraceae. The record is from the annotation of a GenBank genome assembly.
AUGAACCAAAAUUUUAUUUUCCUAUUCACGUUCUUGGCUAUGCUUUACGUUGUUAACAUUAAUGCUCUUCCGCAUCGACGUGAUGAAACCUUUGAAAAUGAUGGGUUUGUUUCAUGUGAGCCAAAUAUUCCCCCAGAACUCAGCGUAUCUUUUACGCCUAAUCCCCUAGUUUCGAAUGCUAAUGCUACCUUCGAAGUCGCUGGAAGUCUACUUAUUGAUGCACCAAGCAAAUUCAAUAUGGAUAUUAUUGUAUAUACAGAUACCUCUGAGUUUCAUGACAGCAGUCCCGUAGAACCGACAACCCUACUCAAAGCUGGAGAUAAAUUUGAUUUUUUUGAAGAUUUUACGAUGCCGGUCUUACCUGAAAAUUACCUGAUUCAGGUUUCGUUAAAUUCUCUCGACACGACUCUGGCCUGUUCAAACAGGACUUUUCCAUAG